CUCUUUUUCUUUUUCUUUUUCUUAAUAUAUUAUAUAUAAAAAAAUAAAAUGGCUUAUCAAUCACCUCCUCCUACUCAUUACGGUACACCCGGUCAAAAGCCUGCUCAAGUACAAGGCCAACAAGGCUAUGGAGCACCCCCACCAGGCCAAUAUGGCGCCCCACCUCCUCAACAAGGUGGUUACGGUGCUCCUCCUCCACAAGGUCAAGGACAAUAUGGAGCACAAGGUCAAAGACCUUAUGGCGGUGGUGCUCAGCAACAAGGACCUCCUCCCGGUGUUGAUCAACAACUCUGGUCUUGGUUCAAGGCAGUUGAUACUGAUGGUUCAGGACAACUUUCUGCCGAUGAACUCCAAAGAGCUUUAAUUAACGGUGACUGGAGUCCCUUUAAUAUCGAAACAGUCCGUUUAAUGGUCAAUAUGUUUGAUGCUGAUAACAGUGGUACUAUCAACUUUAAUGAGUUCUCUGGUUUAUGGAAGUAUAUUGAAGAUUGGAAGAGAUGUUUCCAAGCAUUUGAUGCUGAUCGUUCUGGUAGCAUUAACCAAUCUGAAAUGGGUAAUGCUUUAAGAUCGUUUGGUUUCAAUGUUUCUCCAAAGUUUAUUGCUACUUUGAUCCAAAAGUUCGACAGAUAUGCUACUAUUAAAAACACAGGAAAGGGAGACGUUUCUUUCGAUAACUUUGUGCAAGCUUGUGUUACCAUGAAGACCUUGACUGACUCUUUCAGACAAUUCGAUAAUGACCAAGAUGGCUGGAUUCAAAUCAAUUACGAACAGUUUUUGGAUCUUGUCGUUCGCCAACGUGCCUAAAAAAAAUGCCAUUUCUUGUUUACAUGCAGUGUAAAACCGCGCCAAGGACGGAUUUUGAAAUAAAAUAACUACACAGGACGAACCUUUUUUUUUCCUCAAUGCUCAGAUUUUACUUAUUGCCAAAAGCAUAUCAUGUCAUUGAUGAUGUAAAUGUGUAUGAUGUUAUUUUCUGACCAUGAUUUAUUGACAAGUAUGUCAGACCAUCACGUCGUCAUCGUCCAACUUAUUCUCCUUGUUUCCAUGACAGCUGUUAUGCGACUACUCAUCAAUCUCUUUCUCUUAAUGCUAUUGCAAGUGAGAAUCCUUGUCAUUUAGCAUUAGAAUUAUCUACUUUGUAGGAUUCAUAGACUUGUUUCAGCUUGAUCUAUC
Molecule: messenger RNA, 1173 nt
Organism: Mucor mucedo
Lineage: Eukaryota; Fungi; Mucoromycota; Mucoromycetes; Mucorales; Mucoraceae
Exons: 5
Coding region: 49-804 (251 amino acids)
Molecular function (GO): calcium ion binding
Source: RefSeq, a predicted model, not a curated record